Molecule: messenger RNA, 5976 nt
Organism: Mobula hypostoma (lesser devil ray)
Lineage: Eukaryota; Metazoa; Chordata; Chondrichthyes; Myliobatiformes; Myliobatidae
Gene: lrrc4ca
Product: leucine rich repeat containing 4C, genome duplicate a
Exons: 2
Coding region: 1277-3199 (640 amino acids)
Biological process (GO): regulation of axonogenesis; modulation of chemical synaptic transmission; synaptic membrane adhesion
Cellular component (GO): glutamatergic synapse; postsynaptic density membrane; plasma membrane
Molecular function (GO): cell-cell adhesion mediator activity
Source: RefSeq, a predicted model, not a curated record
ACGUCAAGGGCCAAUACAAUUGACCAAUCAGUGCUAAGAUGAUGGGAGGUAAUCGGGUAAUGGCAUUUUUCCCCAUCAGGAGAGAGAGAAAGAGUAAGUAAAAAGAACUACAGAGUGAAAGCAGACAGCCGCGCAAAGUGCCGAAGCGUCCAAGAUCAUCCUGGAUGUUAAUCAAUAAGUAAAGGACAUGUGGGCUGGAAUUUCAUCCAACUGACAGGAAACUCUUUCUGGUUUUAAAGGAGUGCAAGAUUUGCAUUUGAAACUCCCUAGGAUUUCUCCAACCCGCCCCUUCCCUCCCCCUUCUCCCCUCCUCCCCGGGAAAACUAAUUGACAUUUUAAAGGUGUCAGCCAAACUGAUGAUGUUCAGAGGAGAGAUUAACUUGUAGAUGGCGGUCUGGGAGAUGGUACCGUGACUCAAGAGCCGCAAAGGGAGGAGGGUAAAGUGGAAGGAUAGAGCGUGGAAUAAAACGAAAGGAAGAGAUUUGGGAGGAUCGCUCUGUGCCCUGAUGGUGCCAAGAUAAGGAGAAUGAAAAGCAAGGAAGAACAUUCGGAAGGAGCUUGUUCGACAGCCGAAAGAGAGAGCAGAGGGGCGAAGGAAAUCAGCGCCUGGGCUUGGAUGCUGUGCUCUGCCGAGGGAUUGAGAAAGGAACAAGAAAAUGAAAUUGAGGAUUGCACCGGCCGAUCUUAUCUCUGAUGUGAGAUGAAAGAGAGCGCGAAGAAAAGGAGGAGAAUUAAAGGGCCACGGGAACCGAGAAAAAGAAAAAAACCCUUACCGCACUGCUUUGUGAUUGGAAAAUAUAAUCAGUUCGUAGAGGAGGAAAGAAAGUUGUUCUGGGAGUAACGUAUGUAUAUUUAAAGAAAAACAAACAGAGGUUUGUUGGCGUUCAGACACGGGCAGCCAGGAUAACACGCUAAAAGAUUCCGAUUCCUUGAGUGGAGAGGGGAAUUCUAGUUGGGAUGUGAUGGCUCUUUGAGUUUGGGAAGAAGAAAUGAAUGCCGCUGUUUAAAGAGAGAAUACGCUGCUCGGGAGAAGGAGAGAGGGGCCGAUGGCCAGGGAAAGACGGAGUGAAUGAAGAGACGUGCCUUUUGGAUAUUUCUGCGGAGCGGACGGGAAUGCCAUGCCGGAAAUUGAUUUGAAAUUGCAGAUGUGCAUUUCUCUGCUGAGAGGGGAGGAGAGAUUUGGGAACUAAAAGAGACGUGGAAACGGGAGCAAGGGAAAUUAAUCUAUUAUACUAAUAACUUGAACUCAAGAAAACAAACAUCCAAUAAAUUAUGAAUGUUGAACAAGAUGACAUUGCAUCCACAGCAGAUGAUGAUAGGUCCAAAGUUUAACAGGGCGAUACUCGACCCUUUAUUUGUGCUGCUGUUGGCUCUACAACUUCUUGUAGUGGCUGGUUUGGUUAGAGCGCAGACUUGCCCUUCCGUGUGCUCCUGUAGCAACCAAUUCAGUAAAGUGAUCUGUACGCGACGGAACUUGAGAGAAGUGCCGGAUAGCAUCUCCAUUAACACACGCUACCUGAACCUGCAAGAGAACAGAGUCCAAGUAAUCAAAGCUGACAGCUUCAAGCACUUAAGGCACCUGGAGAUUCUACAGUUAAGUAAGAACCACAUCCGGCAGAUUGAGGUUGGAGCCUUCAAUGGCCUGACAAAUCUCAACACCCUGGAGCUAUUUGACAACCGCCUUUCCACCAUCCCCAGCGGAGCUUUUGAGUACCUAUCCAAACUGAAAGAGCUGUGGUUGAGGAAUAAUCCCAUUGAAAGUAUACAAUCGUAUGCUUUCAGUCGAAUUCCUUCUCUAAGGAGAUUAGAUUUAGGUGAGCUGAAAAGACUUGAAUAUAUCUCAGACAGAGCCUUUGAAGGUUUGUCAAAUCUAAGAUAUCUGAACCUUGGUAUGUGUAAUCUUCGGGAAAUCCCAAACCUCAUGCCUCUGAUAAAAUUGGAGGAACUGGAACUAUCAGGGAAUCGGCUUUCAUUAAUCCGACCGGGCUCCUUUCAGGGUUUAACUAACCUGCAGAAACUGUGGAUGAUGCAUGCUCAGAUCCAGGUGAUUGAGAGGAAUGCCUUUGAUGACCUUCAGUCACUAAUAGAGCUUAACUUGGCACACAAUAACCUGACUCUGCUGCCUCAUGACCUCUUCACACCCCUUCAUCAUCUAGAGCGGGUCCACUUGCAUCACAACCCAUGGAACUGCAAUUGCGAUAUCUUGUGGCUGAGCUGGUGGCUGAAGGAGAUUGUACCCUCCAACACAACAUGUUGCGCUCGUUGUCACGCACCUCCUAGUUUAAAAGGGAAUUACAUUGGAGAACUGGACCAGAACAAAUUCAACUGCUACGCUCCAGUAAUUGUAGAGGCUCCCACUGAUCUCAAUCUGACCGAGGGAAUGGCUGCAGAGUUGAAAUGUCGAGCCUCAACCUCCAUGACCUCAGUGAGUUGGAUUACUCCCAAUGGCACAAUUAUGACUCAUGGAGCAUAUAAAGUUCGUAUUUCCGUGCUGAACGAUGGCACGUUAAAUUUCACAAAUGUGACUGCGGAGGACACGGGAUUGUAUACAUGUCUGGUGAGCAACUCUGCAGGAAAUACAACAGCUUCAGCCACUCUGAAUGUGACUGCUACAGAAAACAGCACUUUCACUUAUUUUACAACUGUUACAGUGGAGACUAUGGAGCCAUCUGUACAGGUGCACACGACGGAUGAUAAAUUUAGGCCUACACCUUUCAGCGAGUGGGAUACAACAUUUGUAACGACCUCCUUGACUCCUCGGAGCACAAAGUCAACAGAAAAGACAAUCACUGUUGCUAUUACAGAUGCAGGAGAAAAUCUCAUACCUGGCUUGGAUGAGGUGAUGAAAACUACAAAGAUUAUUAUUGGUUGCUUUGUUGCCAUCACACUAAUGGCGGCAGUGAUGUUAAUCAUUUUUUACAAAAUGCGCAAACAGCAUCACCACCAGAAUCACCAUGCUCCCACCAGGACCAUCGAGAUCAUCAAUGCAGAAGAUGACAUCACAGGAAGUACUGCUGUGGAGAGUCACCUGACCAUGCCCACGAUAGAGCAUGAGUAUAUAAACCAUUAUAACUCUUAUAAAGCUCCUUUCAACCACACUACCACAGUAAACACAAUUAACUCACUACACAGCUCUGUGCAUGAACCAUUAUUGAUGCCAAUGAACUCUAAGGACAAUGUGCAAGAGACACAAAUAUGAGCGGGGGGAUAAAAUACACAAAUUUACAAAUGACAAACAGGACAAGGCUGAUUCUACUGUUUAAAAGAAGUGUCUUUAAAGAGGUUUAUUUAUUAAAAAUAAUUCUAUUGUGAUCUAAAACAGAGACAAUUAUGUGUAUUCCAAACACUGAUUUGACAUGAUGCUGCGCCCAAUAAUUUAGUCAUCACCAUGUUUUUCAUAGGAGAUUUUGAUUCUCUAAGGGACUAUUCAGAUAUUUUGUAAGGAUUAUGUUUCACAUGGGGUUUUUAUGGUGAAUUCUAGUGGUGAGAUUCAGUCUGUUUUGUCUCAUUCUGUUAUUUCAUGACUCUCACAACCGGUAAUGACAGAGAAUGCAGUAUUAGAGGUAGAUUUAUAUUAAAUCUUUUAUUUUCCAUGUAUCAUCUUGUUCUAUAUUUACAAACAGAAUCAUUCUGUGAAGAUUGCUUGUAAAAAAAAUCAAAAAAAAAACACAUACCCAUGAUCUUUUAAACAAUUCUAGAUCCAGAAUUUGUAGUUAAGUACUAAAUAAGAUUAUAAAUAAACUAUUGUUGGUUUUCAGUACCUUCAGAUAUCAAAAUUAAUGGUUCUGAAGUUGGAAUUUGACACUGUAUUUGCAAUAUUCAGUAACAUAUUAACCCAGUUCAGAGGGAAUCAAUACUUCAAAUUUGAUUAGCUCAAUUCUAAUUUAAUUGGUAUAAUAACCACAUUAUCUUUUUUUUUCUCAUUUUGUCAUGUUAACAUAGCACAAGGCUGUGGAGGUAUGGCAAGCAGUAACAAAUAUUUUGGGGAAAGAAAGAUGCAAAGACAGAUAGGAUUUCCUGUUAAUACGUACCCAAUGUACAUUGCAUGGGUACUCAACACAUAAUUGUCAGGUUUUUUUUGAGAAAAGCAUUCAGCACAUAAUGCAGGACCCACUUGAAGAUUAUGAAGCUUACAUCACACUAAAGGUUAUUCCACUGAAGACAUAUCAUCAGGAUAAACUGUCACAACCAGAAUUGAAGAUUGUGCAUGGAAUCACUUUAUCAAGGGAUUAAAUAUACACCUAAUUCUUAAACAGAUUACAGGUUGUGUUAAGAAAUGGCACACUAAUUGCCAUAAUAUGUUUUGAUUUAUAUGAAUGGAUUAAAAAGGGUUUUAAUCUCUAUGUCCCAUUUUAUUGCAUAACAUUUCCCCCCCAAAAAUCUACAAUACAUUUGGUUUGCACAAAUAAUGGAAUUUUUACAUUGUUCUCGGGUCAACUUCCUGUCUAACAGUAUAAAGUGAGUGGUUAAGUGCCACCUCAUGAUAACAAGGGAGGCAUAUUAAGCAUCACUUUGUCAUCAAUGCCCGCAUGCAAUAAAUAAAAUAAUUAAAUACCAUUCAAUUUUUCCAGUUCAUCUCAAGAUAAGUAAUGACCACUGCAUUUAAAGACACUGGGGAUUAGAAAUUGAACCCUAUUAAAGUGUAUUUAUAUUACUUUGAACAUUUUCUAUAAAAAUGGAGAUAACCAAUCUUCACAUUAUAUGAAGUAAAGUAUUAGUUACCAGUCAAUCAUUUCUCUUUCCUUCUCCUUCAUUAUGUGAUGAUUAUUCUAGUCAUAUUGUUUACAGUAUUUAUAAACUUACGAUGCCCUUAAUGGAAUAAAAUUACAGCUUUGUCUUUGAAGAAUAUCAUUUCAUCUGAAUAGAUUUGCAUUAAUAUUAAGAGUUCAUUUUUUUUAAGAUGUUAUGAUGUGUGAUCCGAGCUUCCAAGAUUUAAUUAAAAACUCUUAACACCUCAUUUAAAAAUAAUUUGUAAUGUAACCAAUUAACCACAUUUGCCAGUACUCCUGGGAAGAACAUUCUGUCAAUUUAUGAUGUAAAAAUGGUAUAGAAAUGCAAGUUGUUAUGCUUCCAUUGUGCUUUUGUUGGAAGUAGCACCUCAUACUUACGUCCUGAUAUUUUGAUACCUUGGUAAGUUUUGAUACAAGAGCGAUGAGGAACCAUUUGACCUUUGUUUUCACUCUCUUUGCAUGGAUCAAACUUAUACCAAUACUCUAAGAGAUUAAAAAGUCCUAGUCAAGGUCAUUUUGAGCUUGUAAUUUAAAUUAAAUUAUCUUUUUUUUUUUGUUUGGCAGGAAAGCCUUAGGAAGAUUGCCUGGUAUUUGAUUUCAACAUCUAAAGAAGCUAAAAAGCACAUUCAGAUAUUCAGAAAAUCAGGCCACGUUGCAAAUCAGACCUGAAGAACAUGGGGUCAGAGAUAUGCUUAUUAAGGCCAAUUAUCUGAGUUACUUUGAAUUAAUAAGGAAAAAGCUAUUGGGCAAGAACAGAGGAUGAUCAUAUCUGUUCCCUUGGAGAAGUAAGGGAAGAAUAAUGAUUAUGACAAUGUUUAGAAUGUAUUUAUAAUAUACCUGUUGCAUUAAAUUUCCAGGAAAAUAGGUAUUAUGAAAUUCUGUCUGCUAAUUUCAGAAGACAUAGUUAAAAGAAGACUGUUCAGUCAAAUAAUUUUUUUAUAAAUUUAUAUAAAACCGAAAACACUAAAGUCUAGGAUAGCUGCUCAUGCUUUCUACUGUCAGUAUUUGACACAAUUUGCAUCAUCAAGUGAAACCUGAUACAAAAAUGUAACUAAGCAGUUCUCCAUGGUAACAGUGGCCCCCAAGCAUUACCUCUUGAAACAUUAUUCAAAAGUAUGCGUAAUUAUUGCAAAAUAACUGCAUGCUUAGAUUUCAGGGAAAAAAACAAUCACAGAUGAAGUGAGAGCUCAGAUCAUAAUAAGCAAAUAAAAAGGAAUAACACUAGCAUGUUAUCUUAAAUGUGUUA